UUCCUUGUUUAAGACCUGCUCGGAGCAACUGCUGAACUGUAGCCGACAUGAGUGCCUGGAUCUGAGCAUUAAAGCUUCACUAAGACCAUCAGGCUUUUCUCCUUCAGCAUUUCUUCAACUUAAACGUGUCCCAACAUGGCAGCAACCAGCUGUCUGCUGUCUGAGGAGCAGUUUCUGUGCUGCAUCUGUCUGGAUGUUUUCACUGAUCCCGUCACUAUACCAUGUGGACAUAACUUCUGCAAAAACUGCAUUACACAACACUGGAAUGUUAACAGUGCUCGGUGCCAGUGUCCCAUGUGUAAAAAGCAUUUUACAGCGCGACCUGAACUGCAUGUCAACACUUUCAUUUCUGAGAUGGCUGCUGACUUUAAGCAGUCGGCUAGAAAGACAGGAGGUGACGGCUCAGAGAUACAAGUUGCCAAACCAGGAGAAAUCCCCUGUGACAUCUGUACUGGAACCAAACUCAAGGCUAAGAAGUCGUGCCUGACUUGUUUUGCCUCCUACUGCAUUAUUCACUUGGAUCCUCAUCAGACAUGUGAUCGUUUGAAAACACAUCUGCUAGCUGAUCCUGUGGAAAACAUGGAAGGAAGGGUGUGCACGAAGCACAGAAAACCCCUAGAGCUGUUCUGUAAGACUGACCAGACAUGUGUGUGCUCACACUGCACUGUUACAGAACAUGUGUCGCACAACAUUGUUUCUCUGAAGGUUGAAUAUGAAGGAAAGAAGGCUGAGCUGGAGCAGACAGAGGCUGACAUCCUGCAGAUGAUCCAGGAGAGACAACUUAGGUGUCAGAGGAUUAAACAGCUGAAAAUACACAGUAAGGAAGAUGCGGAGACAGAGAUUGCAAAUGGUGUUCGGAUCUUCACCGUUCUGAUGCAGACUGCAGAGAGAGGUCUGAACGAGCUCAUUGAGAUGAUUGAAGAGAAGCAGAAGAGAACAGAAGAAGAGGCAGACCGCUACAUCGCAGAACUGGAUCAAGAAGUCUCUGAACUGAUGAAGAGACAAGCUGAAGUGCAGCAACUCUCACGCACUGAGGACCAUCUUCACCUCCUCCAAAACUUCACGAGCACAAGCACUGCCCUGCACACCACAGGUGCUGGGGUCACCAUCUGUCCGCCAUCAUAUGAGGGGACAGUGACAGAAGCUGUGGUUAAGCUGGAGGAGACACUCAGCAGAGAGAAAGAGCAGCUGCUUCAUGAGGCUACACUGAGGAGGGUCCAACAUUAUACAGUAGAUGUGUUUCUUGACCCUCACACAGCCAAUCCCUGGCUCAUCCUGUCUGAUGAUGAGAAGCAAGUUGGGUGUGCUGAGGUAAGGAGGGACCUGCCAGACAACAAAGAGAGAUUUUCUCUUUAUAACAACGUGUUAGCACAGCAGAGUUUCUCUUCUGGAAGAUUUUACUACGAGGUUCAGGUUACAGGGAAGACAGAUUGGACUCUGGGAGUAGCCAAAGAGUCAGUGAACAGGAAGGGAAUAAUCCCACUAAGUCCUGUCAAUGGUUACUGGGCUGUCGGUUUGAGGAAUGGAAAUGAGUAUCUGAGUCUGACUAGCCCUGUUGUCAGCCUCAGUCUGAGCUUCAGGCCACAGAGGGUGGGAGUGUUUGUGAGUUAUGAAGAGGGACUGGUCUCUUUUUACGAUGUAGAUGAAGCAGUCCAUCUCUACUCCUUCACUGACUGCUGCUUCACCGAGAAACUCUUCCCUUUCUUCAGUCCUGGUCUUAAUCAUGGUGGUGUGAACUCUGCUCCUCUGAUAAUCUUGCCUGUCAACCACGCUGAUUAGAGUUUUCUGUGAAGUGGUUUUUGUCAUUUUAAAAGAAGAAAUCAAAGCAUUAACCCCCCAGUUGUUGCUUGCAUUUAUCAUUCCUUCUGUUCUUGCUGUGUGCUAAGGGAACCCUUGCAUGCUUCCAAUGUAAAUAGUGUAAUCUCAUUAAAUCAAGAGCAGAUCCUCCAGAGUUACUUUUUUGUGUUGUUACGCUUCCACAGGAGCUUGGGACAGAAACAGCAGGGAAAACAAACAGAAAAAUGGUUUCACUUUGGAUGAUAUCCUUCUGAUUUGCCAGAGACUAGAGAAGCUUCCUAUUUUUGCUAUAACUCGUCAUUUUGAAGUAGAUUUUAAUUGCACUGUAAAAGGUACAGAGUAAUGAUACCACCAGUAAAUAUGUUCCUAUGAUCGUCAGUUAUAAUGCAAUUCUGUCUGACAUGAGUCCAAAACAUGCUGGGAAAUUUGCUUUAUGACACAGUGUACCAAUACAAAACCAAAUCAGGAAAAAGAUGGCCCUUUUGUUUUUCUGGGUAGCUAUUGGUACCAUUUCUCCAGGUACCUAAAAUGAGAGGCGGCAUACCUGCCCUUUUAUUGGAGUAGACAGGGAGUUUAGUUUGUGGCUGCCAGCUGUUUAUAUUAAUUCUCCCUCUGAGCUUAUACAUUUAUGCUCAGCACAACACAAAAGAGGGUCCCGGUGAUACGGUGGUUAGCACUGUCGCCUCAAAGAUAAAAGGUACGGGGUUCGUUUCCCAGUCUGGGAUCUUUCUGCAUGGAGUUUACAUGUUCUUCCUGUGCAUGUGUGGAUUUUCUCUGGGUACUCUGGCUUCCUCCAACAGUCCAAAAACAUGCUGAGGUUAAUUGGUAGCACUAAAUUGUCCGUAGGUAUGAAUGUGAAUGUGCUUGUUUGUCUCCAUAUGUAGCCCUGUGACAGACUGGUGAUCUGUCCAGGGUGUCUCCUGCCUUCACAAAGACAGCUGGGACAGACUCCAGCCCCUCGUGACCUGAUAGAGGAUGAAACAAUGUAUUGAUAAUGAAUGAAUGGACAACACAAUGGUAAAUUCAUUAAUUACUUGUAAUUAUUAAUUAUUCCCGACAUGGAGACAGAUCGUUCAGGAUAAAAUCUGUAUCACAACAGUUCAUAUAGUAGUUGUUGCUUUUAAAAAAAUUACACCUAGAAUGUCCAGAAAAUGGAACACAUUGUUUUGUUGUGUUUGCAACCUCCCCGCUCUCAUGUUUGGUCGCUCAAAAAUAAAUUGCUGGUUUAAUUUUUCACCCUGCUGCUCACAUGUAUAGGUGUCCUCUGAAAUACUGUCAUCACUUUUUUUUAUACUUUUGAGGAGAAUAUUCUCUUUGUACAUUUACACAGUGCAGGAGAAGAUCCAAAGAUAAGACUAAUGACUCAUACUGUUGUGAGCUGAAAUGCGUCAAAAGAUGAUUAAUCUGUAUAAUUGAUGCAUUUGCUUGUUGUCGUUCUAAGAUGUUGCAGAUGCACUGCAUGUUGAACUUGCUAUAUAUUCCAUUCACUGACAGUGUAUUUUAAAUUGUACCAACAGUGUGUUUGAAUCGGUAGGUUUACAUCUUAUAUCACUUAAAUGUGCUUUAUUUUUUUAAUGUAAUUACAACAUUAUACAGAAUAGACUACUACAGUAUGAUUCAGCUGAAGCAGGCUUCUCCUAAAUACCUUUAAUCAACAAAGUGUCUUCAAAGUCAUUCAAUAGUAACUGAAACAAAAAAAGAACAGCACAGGGUCACACUUGUUAAAGUUAAAGACUAAAUGAAAUCUUUCACACAAUCUUUCAUUAUAUUUUAUCGUGCAGAGUUCUGCAUCAAAGUUGCAUUGUCAAACUAUGUCUCAUCUGUUAUUUAUAAUGUAUUAUUUUAUUUUUUUCAUUUUCAUGGGCUGUACGUAUUAGUAUGCAAAAUAAUUGUAUCGUGUAGCAUAGUGCAUAUACUCUGUUCUGUGAAGUUUGAACCAUUACUUAUUAUUUCCGUGUUUCGAUUUUUUUUAUACUUUCUCUGUAAAACUUUAACACUGUUAUUGUUAACACUGUUCUUUCAGCGUUCUAUCAAUAUUCAAUCAAUGAAGUAAACUGGAAAGUGCUGAUAGGGAGUAUCUUACAAAUAAGAUUCCCAGAGUUAGAGGACACAUUUGCAACCUGAUGCAGUAAAAGUUUGAACUGUCAUGUAAUCCAGAUGACAUGAUAAUCCUUUUUUUUAUAUUAGCCAUUACAUUGAGGAAAAUUGUAUGAUAAAAUUAUGUUUUAAUAUGUAUCUCAGCAUAAAAUUGUCUUUUAAUUGUGUCAGUGAGAUUGUCUAGAAUCUGUCAAUAUCACAACCAUGGCGGUGGGAUGAUGUAUGACUUAGAAAUGAGGAAAAAUAUGUUGUUCGUGCCAAAUAGAAAUAAAUAUCUUUUUUCCGUUUUGCA
Acanthochromis polyacanthus (spiny chromis) is the source of this 4186-nucleotide messenger RNA. RefSeq names its product E3 ubiquitin-protein ligase TRIM39-like. Bases 136 to 1779 code for a protein of 547 amino acids. The transcript is spliced from 2 exons. NCBI's taxonomy places the organism in Eukaryota, Metazoa, Chordata, Actinopteri, Pomacentridae. The record is from RefSeq and is a predicted model, not a curated record. Gene Ontology annotation, molecular function: zinc ion binding; protein binding.